Coregonus sp. 'balchen' is the source of this 3360-nucleotide messenger RNA. The record is from the annotation of a GenBank genome assembly. Lineage: Eukaryota; Metazoa; Chordata; Actinopteri; Salmoniformes; Salmonidae.
GUAGACACCCACAUCCAUGCAGCUGCCUGCAUGAACCAGAAGCACCUCCUGCGUUUCAUCAAGAAGUCUUACCAGGUGGACGCUGACCGUGUAGUGCAAAACGUCAAGGGCAAAGAUGUGACCAUGAAGGAGCUGUUCGCCAACCUCAACCUGCACCCCUAUGACCUCACUGUCGAUUCCCUGGAUGUGCAUGCUGUGAGUCAUACCGCUAGCUAGUUUAGCAAUCAAAGGGGGGAAAGCAGUCCUGUGGCCACAGGGCAAGUGCGCUACUAUUUCCUGUGUCAUAAAGGUCCAGACCUCUUGGCAGAAGCCGUAGAAUGCUUACAUAGUAAGCUGCAUAUGGUGAAACUAUUAUUUUGUUACUUUUUCCAUUGCCAAAGUGUACAUUCCUUGGUCUUACAUGCUUCUCUCUCUUUCUUUUCUCUUAAGGGCAGACAAACCUUUCAGCGUUUUGACAAGUUCAAUGCCAAGUACAACCCUGUGGGAGCCAGCGAGCUGCGUGACCUCUACAUGAAGACAGAGAACCACAUCGAUGGAGAGUACUUCGCCAGGAUCAUUAAGGUUAGACUCAGCGAUUGCUUAGCUAGUGUCACUUUUGUAAACACCGCUUGAUUACAACCAGCUAAUUCUAUAUUUUUCGCACCCAGGAAGUGGCCUCUGAUCUGGAGGAUGCCAGGUACCAAUAUGCAGAGCCCCGUCUGUCCAUCUAUGGCUGCAACCCUAACGAGUGGACCAAGCUCUCCGGCUGGUUCAACAAGCACAGAGUCUUCUCCCCUCAACUCAAGUGGAUGAUUCAAGUGCCCAGGAUCUAGUAAGUUAUAUCUCUCUGUUCUUCAGUGAAUGUGCCCUACCCUUUUUGCACCCUUUGGCAAGUUUGGCAAACUCAGUAUAAAAUUAUACUAUUUUAUGGGCGUCAUGUUGGCCCUCCAAGUAAAAACAAACAAACAGAAUCUCUUUUUAAAUGGCUCUCUAAAUAAUGAUAUUCGUACAUUUAGAAUAAUGUCUGAAGAACACAUUUAUUACAAUGGCAUGUCAUGUUUGUAAACUACUAACCGCUCAUUCUCUGUACUGCCACCUCAGUGACGUCUUCAGAGGCAGGAACUUUGUGCCCCACUUUGGAAAGAUGCUGGAGAACAUAUUCCUGCCUGUUUUCCAGGCCACCAUCGAACCCCACGCUAACCCUGAGCUCAGCAUCUUCCUCAAGCAUGUGAGUGAGACUGGAAUGAGGGACCAUGGAUGAAGGAGGUUUACUUUUUAAAGUUGCAAUAUGCAACCUUUUGUGCGACCCGACCAAAUUCACAUAGAAAUGUGUGUUAUAGAUCUGUCAUUCUCAUUUAAAGCAAGUCUAAGAAGUAGUAGAUCUGUUCUAUGUGAGCUAUUUCUGUGCUUCCUGUUCUCAAGUUUUGUUUUUGCGUCUUUUACUUUCGGUUUUGUACAUCAGCUUCAAACAGCUGAAAGUACAAUAUUUCUGGUUAUAGAAAAUAUAUUUCACAGCGUUUUAGAUGUUACAAUGAUUUUCUACACUGUACUUGCUUGUUUUGUCACAUCAACUGAAAUUAGGCGAACUAGCAACCAGGAACGGCAGAGUGAUUUCUGCAUAGUGCAUCUUUAAAUUGAUACUUUCAAGGGGUAGUUCACUCAAAUGUCAUAAUUCAUGAUUGUUCUCCAGCCUUGAUGGAAAUGUUAUCAGAAUGUUUUUUACAUUUUCAAUCACUUUUAAAAAAGAAUAGUUUGGUAUGAUAUAUGAAGAAAAUGCAUUGAAUAUCAAGGCAAUCUCUUCGUUCUCCAUCUUCCUCCGCUCUGUAGGUGACAGGUUUCGACAGUGUGGAUGACGAGUCCAAGCACAGUGGUCACAUGUUCUGCACCAAGAGCCCCAAACCAGAGGAGUGGGACAUUGUCAAGAACCCCUCCUACACUUACUACAUCUACUACAUGUAUGCCAACAUCACUAUGAUCAACCAUCUCCGCAAGUGAGUAUCGCAUGUCAAAUCACAACCCACUGGGCACACACUGGUUGAACCAACGUGGAAUAGACGUUGAAUUGACGUCUGUGCCCAGUGGGAAUCCACAUGUCCUUCAAGAAAUUGUUGCAUGAAAAGUAAAAUUCAAACAUGAUACACUCCUAAAAUUGUUUGUUUUGUGUUUGCUUUCUAGGGCUAGGGGAAUGAACACCUUCCAGUUCAGGCCCCACUGUGGAGAGGCUGGAGCCGUCACCCAUCUGCUGGCCUCCUUCAUGACCGCUGACAACAUCUCUCACGGCCUCAAUCUCAAGAAGGUCCGUAGCCUCUCCAAACAAUGGCCUCUGUUUCUUUGGCACUAUCAAAACCUAAACACAUUACACAACUAACUCCUGUGGUCCUAAUGUUGACGUUUGUAUCUAACCCUCCCACUCAACAGAGCCCUGUGCUGCAGUACCUUUACUUCCUGGCCCAGAUUCCCAUUGCCAUGUCUCCACUCAGCAACAACAGUCUCUUCCUGGAGUAUGCCAAGAAUCCUCUUCUGGAGUUCCUCAAGAAGGGCCUGAUCGUCUCCCUGUCCACUGAUGACCCCAUGCAGUUCCACUACACCAGGGUGAGGCCAGACUGGGAGCCCGUCUGGUAGUGUGUGUGUUGUCUAGAAAGAUAUUUACCUGUUUUGGUGCUCUCUUGGUUAAUGUUGGUGCAUUAUGCGCCAAUCAACUGGCCCAAGGUUCCAUUCAGUUCAAAAUGGUAACGGCUAAUGUUAAGCUGAUCCUAAAUCAGUUAUAGAGAGUAAGCAAGACGCCAAGCUUACUCUGCUCUGGCUGUGUGUCCUCAGGAGCCCCUGAUGGAGGAGUACGCCAUUGCAGCCCAGGUGUUCAAGCUCAGCACCUGUGACAUGUGUGAGAUCUCCAGGAACAGUGUGCUGCAGAGCAGCCUGUCUGCUGAGGUAACAAACCCAACAGACGACAAACAGGAUAGACAAUAUACUACCUCAUAGACCCACAAUUUAGCCACACUGUGUAAGGCCUGAAGCAUUAAUAUUUUACACAAAGACAGGACAGAUUAUGAUUCAUGGCUAAACUCUUGCUUUUCUAACAUUUUGAUACAUUACAAUCUACAUGAAAGUAUGAGUUCAAUCAUAGUAUAGACUAGUUGGAUGACAGCACUGUAAUAGACUGCCAUGGCUAAUUGCCAUCAUAAUAUCAUCAGCACCAAAACGUGUUGCCUUGGUUUCUUUCUACAGGAGAAGACUCACUUCCUGGGUCCCGACUAUCUGAAGGAGGGCCCUGAGGGCAAUGACAUACGCAAGACCAAUGUCGCCCAGAUCCGUAUGGCUUAUCGCUACGAGACACUGUGCUAUGAGCUCAACCUUAUCAAGGAGGGUCUGAAGACUGACUGA